AUGUGUGGGGGCAUUGAACAGCAGCUAAAGGAGCUCCAGGCCAAAAUGGGAGAAUCCCGGGAGCGUCCGCCGAGCCCUUCAGAGUGCCUGCAGUGGUUCAACCUCAGAGCCAACAGUUUCAGGCCUGUUCCCACAGGGCAUCAAGACCUCAUGGACUUCUUCAGAGCUUUGAUACAGUACCUGAGGUCUGAAGAGGAGGGGAAAGAGGAAGUGACUCUUCAGCUGCUGCUGAAUCUGUCUUCCCAGUGUGGUGUCUGCUUUCCAUGUACCCCUUCUUCUUCCUCCUCAUCCUCCUCUCUGCCGGCCGCCUCCAGCCACUUGGUUCAUACAGUCAGAGAUGACACUUCAUUGGAGAUCCAGGAAGCCUGGGAUGACGUGCGGCUCCAGCUGCGCCGCCACCUGCUGGAAAGGCUGUCUGCACGCAGCCCAGAUCACCAAGGACCAAGAAAUAUGUCCGUCCCUGAGCGGCUCCACUGUCUGCAACAGCUGUUCUUUCUUUACCCUGAGUCUGAGGCCCUCACAUAUUACCAGAGCCUGAGAAGCCAAUCAGUGCUGGCUCUUCUGCACUCCACCAUGAGCUCUAGCCCAGGCGAUGAGGCCGGCUUUGACAGACUGGCUGAAGGUUUCCGCUCUGUGGUCCCAGCUCUGACCCAGGCCCUCACAGAGGAGAUCCAUGUCCUUUCAAGACUAGCAGAACCGCACACCAUCCUGGGUUUCCUUAAUGCGGCCUACCUCGGCACUGUGACCCGAGCACUGGUCUCGCUGAUGGAGAGAGAAUCUGAGACGGCCCUGAGGGACAACACCUCGCUCACUAGCAAGAUAAAGAAAUAUUCCGCCAGGUCGCGGGCAACUCAAGGCACUCAGAACUACGCCAUUUUAGGUAAAGGUUUGAGUUGCGUUGAUAAACAAGAUCAACAAGGGCAGAGCAGCAACAGCAACCCCUUCAUCCUUUUGUAUGUGCCGUGGAGUCUGCACCAGCCAGAGAGAGGGGUGUUCACCUUCCACACACAGCUGGAUUUAGAAGCCUACAUUAACCUCGCUGCUGAACUGGGACUGUGGGUGAUUUUACGUCCAGGGCCCUACAUUUCCUCUGAGCUGGAUCUAGGAGGGCUGCCAAGCUGGCUCCUCCGUGAUGGCAGCAUGAAACUCAGAACCACUUACCCAGGCUUCACUGAUGCUGUCAAUACUUACUUUGACAAACUCAUACCAAAAGUGGUUCCACUGCAGGCUCACGCACUGUCAUCCAACACACCGUUCCACCUCACUGUCCCUGACCGGCUUUAG
Messenger RNA from Notothenia coriiceps (black rockcod), 1284 nucleotides. RefSeq lists its product as uncharacterized. The coding region runs from base 1 to 1284 and encodes 427 amino acids. The record is from RefSeq and is a predicted model, not a curated record. The transcript has 10 exons. NCBI's taxonomy places the organism in Eukaryota, Metazoa, Chordata, Actinopteri, Perciformes, Nototheniidae.